AUGGACGGCGUGAUGGUCGUGGACUUGCGGGGUGGAGGUUUGGUGUAUAGCAAGGCAUUGGCAGCUUCGUUUUCAACGCGCCAUCCCCACAAGACACACAUGAACUUGGCCGCGCUAUUGUUUGCCAUAUUCAACUACGCUGGGUCAGUGACCCGUAGCGGUGGCGGCACCUUGCAUCAAUAUGAGACUCGUUCCCAGCGCCUCGUGUUUGGCGUAGCACCAGCCAAGCAGUGGCUUGUGGUGGGAUUUGCAUCUCCCCAAGUGUUUUCCCAACACGAUCACUGGUGGACAACCCACCGAUUUGCCGACGCCGUGAAUAGUCGAUUGCACACGAUUCCGUCUGAAUCUCGAGCUAGCCAAGGCAAGCGCCUCCACAUCAUCCUCCACGAUGUCCUCGUCGAUUCGAUGCGCCAUAUCGGCACAACUCUUUGCCCCGUCUUCCAAGCGUCCACACUUGUCGUGUACUGCACUCCGCCCAAGAUUGAGACCCACGCAGCGGACGUUCGACAGGCAGAAGCCACGCCGCUCCCUCGUCAUGUAAAUCGGCAAUCUCAUGCCAACUCCAUCAUGGUCGCCACAGCAACUUCCAAGUGGAAGCGGAGGUGGCAUGCGUUAUGGCGAACGCCCGUACUACGUCGUCCUCCUUCCCUACAUCAAGUCUUACCUGGCAAUUCUCCUAUCAUUGUUCACCAGGACGAGCAGAACUUGCCGAGUCGACGGCAUAUCCUUUUGGAGUGCACGCUUGGAGAUAAACGUGACGCCACGUGGACUCUGUCGACUGUCGAGGGGUUAGUAGCUACUAGUAUUGCUACUACUAGGACCAUACCAUCAAGCAACCCUCCUUCCAGAACGAUAAUACCUGAGGCCUCCACCAAUUGGUUGGUCCUUGGAUGGGAUCGAUUGCAUGUCGUGAUGGUGCUGCUGCUGCCGCCUUCGGCCGAUUCCUCGAACACCAAUACCAUGGAGUCGUCCAGCGCAAGCAGUAGUAGUAGUAGUAGCCAUGUCGACGCAAAGCUGCAGACGUUGCUUGCCAUAGCCGACACGACGUGGGGACUGUGUACCGGCGGCGGCUCGUGAUGAUCCUCCAUGUUGAUAAGUAUGUACAGACAGUUAUGCAGAUCUACUGUAACACUUCACUGGACCAGCGGCUUCGUUGCUGGUACCGCCAUCAUCU
Messenger RNA from Aphanomyces astaci, 1174 nucleotides. RefSeq lists its product as hypothetical. The transcript has 9 exons. Bases 1 to 1077 code for a protein of 358 amino acids. NCBI's taxonomy places the organism in Eukaryota, Oomycota, Saprolegniomycetes, Saprolegniales, Verrucalvaceae. The record is from RefSeq and is a predicted model, not a curated record.